Messenger RNA from Plenodomus lingam JN3, 189 nucleotides. RefSeq lists its product as uncharacterized. Lineage: Eukaryota; Fungi; Ascomycota; Dothideomycetes; Pleosporales; Leptosphaeriaceae. Gene Ontology annotation, molecular function: cytochrome-c oxidase activity. Gene Ontology annotation, biological process: mitochondrial electron transport, cytochrome c to oxygen. The record is from RefSeq and is a predicted model, not a curated record.
AUGGCUAUCAAACCCAUCACCGGCAUGCUCCGACGACAGGUCGUCCUCGACAUUUCUGUGGCUCUGGGUCUUGGCCUCACUGCUGGCUACGGUUGGUGGUACGGCUACCACGUCCCCGCCGUGCGUCACCGUGACGCUUUCUAUCAGAAGAUCGAAGAUGAGCGUGCGGCCGCCCUCGGCCAGAAAUAA